This is a messenger RNA of Pimephales promelas (fathead minnow), 5959 nucleotides long. RefSeq names its product interferon-induced very large GTPase 1. NCBI's taxonomy places the organism in Eukaryota, Metazoa, Chordata, Actinopteri, Cypriniformes, Leuciscidae. Gene Ontology annotation, molecular function: GTP binding. The record is from RefSeq and is a predicted model, not a curated record.
CUCUUUGGUUUUGACUUGAUACUCAUCACUCGGAUGGUUGCAGCCUGAUAAUGAACAGCAUGUAGAAUAAAGGACCAUCUCUAAACUUGAGGAGCACCUCAACUGUCUGACUGUUGAUCCAUCGCUCAGCAAUAUGGAUCCCAAUCAGACCAUUUUGUUAUUUGGAAACUCUGCGGCAGUCCAGUUUCAACAUGACAAUAUUCUACUUGGAGAAAUACAAGCAGAUACUGGAGAUGUAGAAAUGUCCUGGAUUGUUCCUUUCCAGAUGAAGAUAUCAGGACGUCGUGUCUCAGUGAUCAACAUGAUUGGCUUGCAUGAGAGUGCACUUGACCUGGAUCCCCUCACUGGUCAACUAGUGAGUGAAAAUAAAAUAAUCUCCUUCAUCUUUGUUGUGCGACUGGGUCAGCUAACAGACGCUGAUAAGAUGGGUAUUGAGUGGAUUCAGAGAGUAUUUGGUGACAGAGUUCUUCAGUUUGUGAUGAUUCUCUUCACCUAUGAGAGCGAAGAAGAGUCUGACUCUAUAAUAGACGAUCUGAAGGGAAAUUCUGCUCUGGAGCGGCUGCUGAAGAAAUGUGGUGGACGAUAUCAUACCUGCAGCAAGAACAUGACCAAACAGUCAGAGAUGAGAGACCUGAUGAGCAGAGUUGAGCAUCUGUUUAUUGAGAAUAACCAGCAGUACUACACUAGAGAGAUGUACAACACUGCGCUAAGAAAGAGAGAAGAUGUGCAAGACAGGAACACAAGAGAUCAAACCACAAUUAUUGAAAAGAGUAUGGACUACACCUCGACAACAGAGACAAGAGAGAGACGUGAGGGAGAGACGCGAUCAAUUGAUGGUGCAAGAUUGGAUCAAAGAGGAAACGGAAGGGGGGAUAAAGUAGAGCAUCUAUUUCACAGGCUUCAUCUUGAUAAAAAGCACCCCUUUCAACUAAGAGCUGCAGAUGUUCUUCAACUAACUAAACAUUCAUUAGAGUCUUAUGAGUCUUGUGCUGAGGAGGACCUGAUUCAGGCUUUCCUGAAAAAACUGCUGAUGAUGAACUACAGAGCAAGAUGCAUUAAAACUGAAGAUACUCAGCAUGACAGACAACAACUUAACAAUGAUUUAUCUGAUGAUGAGGGUGAUGUUGAUUUAUACAGCGAAAUAUCUCCUGAAGAAACCAAUAGAAAAGAUGCUAUUCACCCAAUGGAUGUCCAGAUGGCCGCAAUUUAUUAUGCUGACAGUUUACUAAAGCAGCUCAUGGUGACUAAACUAUCUCAGUGUCAGUACGCUCUGCCUCUGCUUGUUCCUGAUCCAUUCACACAAGAGAUUGAGUUUCCUCUCUGGACAUUCAGACAAAUCAACAAGAGCUGGAAGAUGAGGAACACGCACAAUGAAAUCAUCAGUAAAAUCCAACCAGUCUGGAAGGCAGAAACAUGCAUGGUUUCUUUCAUUAGGUUUGGUUCAUUGUCCUCAUCCAAAUCUCAGCUGAUGAACAGUCUGAUCAAUGAGAAACACAACACGUUCUUCCACAGGCACUGUCCAGGCAGCAGCAACACCAGAGUACUGAUGGAUGGAGUGGUGGAGAUCGCCUGGUACUGCCCCUCUGGGAAAGACACAGAUAAAUUUACUCAGUGUGUUGCGUUCUGUAACCUUCACGGUGAUGCAGGAGACCAUGAGAAACAGCUGGAGAUCCUCACUGAAAUGGCCUCAGUCAAUGUUGUUAUCCUACCACGACUUGACAAGAAUGACAAGAAUGCAGUAAAGAUCCAAAACCUGUUCAAGGACAAAAAGCCACUCAUUUUUCUUUGUACUGAGGAUGAAUAUAGUCUAACUCAAGUGAAGAAAGGGAAAUACAAAAUUGGACUUGAUAACAGAAAUCAAUCAGAUGUAUCUGAAGAACUCAUAAAAACUAUAAAUAAAUGUCUCUCAUCCUCAUCAUCAGAGCCAUAUUUUAUUUUCAGGAUUGAAGAUGUGUCCAAACACUCGGGUAUCAGAGUAGAUGAGGAUCAUGACAAUGACUGUAGAAGAGGGAAAGAAGCAGCACAGCAGAUUAUGAGUUUACUGAAAGAUAAAAAUCUGACAAAAAUUAAAGAAUCAUUUCUGCCCUGUCAGGGGAAACUGUGGCAUCAGUGGUGUGACAAAAACAAAGAACUACAUCGAUCUCAGGGGAAUGAAACAGACAUGGAAAUAAAACAGAAACAAGAAAUGAAGGAAAUCCGUAAACAGCAGCAUGCGCUGAACAUUGGUGGGUUCAUGAAUUUGUUUAUUGCAAAAAUUAAUUCACAAUCUCCAAAUGAGAAGACAUUUUUUCUGAAAUGGCUCGCAAUCUUCCUGGAUGAAUAUACCUCAGCUGACCUUUCUGCUCUACAUUAUAAGUAUAAUGAAAAAUGGUCAAAAGUCCGAGCUGCGCAACAGAUGACCAAUGAACACACAGAACUUCAUAGGAUAUCAGAAGAACUUCAAGCUGCAACCUUUGGCUUGGAGCACAUCCUGAGGGAGAUCGGUCAGAUCUAUGAAUCAUGUAAAUCAGUGAAUAGCAACAAGGAAGGCCUGCCGUGUAAUUUUACUUUCCUCCCGAGUCUUGCAGCAGACAUGAUGAUCUCUGGAUUUCCACUGGAGUUGAUGGAUGGAGAUGCUGCUCAUGUUCCUGUGGUCUGGGUUACUGCUGUUCUGCAUGAACUCAUCAAGAAACUGGGAGACAAGAGAGUCUUUGUGCUGUCAGUUUUAGGGAUUCAGAGCUCAGGGAAAUCCACUAUGCUGAACGCCAUGUUUGGACUGCAGUUUGCCGUCAGCGCUGGCAGGUGCACCAGAGGAGCUUUCAUGCAGCUGAUCAGAGUGUCAGAGGAGAUGAAAGAACAGCUGAAGUUUGACUAUAUUCUGGUUGUCGAUACUGAGGGGCUCCGUGCUCUAGAACUGUCUGGAAGGUCAACAAGACACCAAGACAAUGAAAUUGCCACAUUUGUUGUUGGUCUUGGUAAUAUGACACUGAUCAAUAUCUUUGGAGAAAGCCCAUCAGAGCUGCAGGACAUUCUUCAGAUCGUUGUUCAGGCCUUCAUGAGGAUGAAGAAGGUCAGACUGAAUCCCAGCUGUAUGUUUGUCCAUCAGAAUGUUUCGGACAUCACAGCUGGAGAGAAGAAUAUGGAGGGAAGGAGGCGGCUGCAGGACACACUGGAUGAGAUGACAAAACUCGCUGCUAAAGAUGAAGUCUAUGUUGCAGAGUGUUUUAAUGAUAUCAUUACUUUUGAUAUACAGAAGGAUGUGAAAUAUUUUGCACAGCUCUGGGAGGGAAGCCCACCAAUGGCACCACCAAACCCAUCAUACUGUGAGAACAUCCAAGAGCUAAAGACAAUGUUUUUUGACCAUGCCUCAAAAUCAGAUGGGUUAGAGUUGACACAACUAAAAGUUCGAAUUAAUGAUCUCUGGGAGGCUUUACUGAAUGAACGGUUUGUAUUCAGCUUCAAAAAUGCUCUAGAAAUUGCAACAUACAGAAAGCUAGAGACAGAAUACAGCAAGUGGUCCUGGAGUCUUCGCAGAACCAUGCUGGAAAUAGAGAACAAACUCUACAACAACAUCGAAAAUGAAACAAUUAAUGAGGUUUCAGAAAGUGAUCUUCACGGAAAACUAAAAGAGAAAAGUGAAGAAGUAGAAAAAUCAAUGUCAGAAUUCUUUGAGAAAGACAAAGAUAAAGAUAUACUGAUACAGUGGAAAACAUCAUUUGACAUCAAAGUUAAAGAGCUUCAGGAGAACAUUGUGAGAGAAACAAAGAGGAAAUUAAAUGAGAUUCUUCAGCAGCGAGAUAUAAAGAAAAAGAUUGAUGCUCAGAGGACGCGUUAUGAAAAUACCCUCUUGGAAAAGAGCAAAGAACUCGCCUUAAAACUCAAAGACAAAGCCAAUGAUGAAAAAAUCCUGAGAAAAGAGUUUGGAAAGUUUUGGGAAGAGUGUGUCAAGAAGAUUACCACUGAAACUCCUUCCAUCAAAACCAUUGAUGUGUUAAAAGACGUGAAACAAUUCCUCAGUAACUAUAAAAGUGUUCCUGUCAACGAAUGGAAGAAGAGAAUGGAUGUUUUCUCUGUGCGGCGUUAUUCAGAUUAUAUACAGUUCAAGAAAUCAAGUGGAAUUACAGGAUAUGUUACAAAUCCCUUCAGAUCAGCUAAACAGAAAUUUCAGGUUGAAACCCAAAUUAGAACCCUGGUCAAUGAGAUUGCUGAGCAAGCAGACAAAAAAAUCAUGUCGUUUAACAUUGCAAAGAUGGGCUACAACAAAACCUACAUUCAAGAACUCGUAGAAUAUAUCAAAGCCAGAGUAGAAGAUUAUGAGCAAGGCUCCAGGAACUUUGUGUUUACGAAGGAAUUUUACAUGGAUUUGAUAAUUUCCAUCUCUAAGAGAGAAAACAAGUUAAUUACUGACCAGCAUACAAUGUUUAGGGAAGCCAACGAUCCUGUUUUCUACUUUGAAAAGAAGAAGAAAGAGUACUACAGUAUUUUUCAGAAAUACUGUCAAGGUGCAACAUCAGCUGCCAUUUUUGGUGAGAUCAUCUGUCAGAAACUGAAAGAGCCCAUUCAAAAAAGUGUCUACAAAGAUACUGCCGGAGAUUUGACAAAUGAAAUUAAGACAAACUGUGAAUCUAGUUUCAUCAAAGAGGAAGUCAAUCGGUACAUAACUGAUAACUUCAGAGUCAGUGUUCGGCCCAAGAUGAAGGAGAACAUUGAAAUCCUGCAACAGAAGAUCAUGGAAGCGGCUCAUAGAGCAACUACACUGGUUAACACAACCAGCGGAGAUGUUCAGAAGUGGCUAAAUUACUUCACACUGCAGCUCUCAGAUGUGCUGAUAUUCUCUGUAAAGGACCUCAGUGGAGUGAGUCAAGAUGGUGUUGAUGAUUUCAAUCUUCUAGAAGUUGUGAUAAGUGAAGAACUUGGUUCAGUAUCAUCUGAAAUGCAAAAUAAAUUCAGCAAAGAGACAUUUCCAGAAAAUCUGGAACACAAGGACAGACCCGAUGAGAUUCUGAUUGAUCAUCUCUGUCAGUGCUGCUGGGUUCAGUGUCCGUUCUGUGCUGCCACUUGCACUAACACUGUAGAAAACCAUACUGGAGAUCACAGCGUUCCUUUUCAUCGGGUGGAUGGACUCAGUGGAUGUUGUUAUGAGGAAACAGAGUGUCUCAGUGCAGAUUUUUGCACAACAUUAGUGAGAACUGGUAAGAUGUUCUAAGGUCAGUGGAUUCCAUGUAGAGAAUACAGAAAUGCAGGAAAUGUUUAUGCAGAGUGGAGCAUCACCCCCGACUUCUCUGAGCUGCCAUACUGGAAGUGGUUUGUGUGCAGAUUUCAGAAAGAUCUGGAAGAAUACUUUGAGAAAACAUUCCACAGGUGGGAUGACAUUUCUUACGGAUGGAGCCAUUACUCAAAAGAGCAAGCUAUCGAGAGUUUGGAUGAUUACAUCUAAUGACAAAUGAAAAUGAGCCAAUUGUAGGUCACUAAUUCAUAGACCGCAGUUUGAAAUGAGUUUCUGAAAUUUAGGCUUUUCUGUCUCGAAUCUUCUGGGAUUUUUCUUCCUAUAAAUAACAUUCAAAAUGAUACUUCCAGUAGAAAGUAGUUCAAAAAUAGUUAUGUUAGGUAUUCAGCUAUUAUCAAAGAUUAAACAAAAUAUAUUAAUGUUUGUUAAUUUUUAAGAGAUUAAAAUUAUUGUAUUUGAGUGAAUAAAAUAUUGGUGGGUCACUAUCUAAUAUUGUGUUCCCGUAUUUAGAGUAUGGAAACUUCCUGUAUAUACUGAAAUGUAUAAAUAUUAAGGUUGUAGGGAGUAUAGCAGUAGCUAACAACAUUAUUGAGUAAAUGGUAACAAAACUAAAAUAAUAGCAUUUCAUGUCUGCAGUGUGCACUGGGACAUUUGACGAGUUCAAUGAUUUGCUUAAGUACCAUUAGUGUAUCUUCACUGAGUGUAUAUUCAUUUAUAUGUGCAAAUGAAAAUAAAUCAAAUUAAAUGAUUGCA